GCCACCCACAAUGAAGAACUUUUGGUACAGCAAGAAUUGUAUAGUGUCGGCUCACGUAAGCAUGUUCCAAUCAAGACAUCUGCUGUGGCACUUGGUGCCAUGGAUUUCCCAUUCUGCACAAGUUGCGCCAAUUUUGGGCCCAGGAACAUGGCGACAUGUGGCCCGUGAGCAGGCAAUUUCAAAGACCUGGCGUCCUUUUUUGGGAUUUCGCGAUCGGCCAUCCCCCAUACUUUUGGGGCAUAGAAAGCUGAGUGAUUUUGUUUGCUAUGGCUCGACAGUGGCAGGCUUGCAUUGCUGCUGCAUUUGAGGUCUGCUGGGCCGCAUUGACAGUCCCUUACUGAUUCCUUUCGUACUCGUAUUGAAAUGAACAACGGUAAAAUCACUGCAGACAUAAAAUGGUGGCGGGUGGUGUUUCCUAUAUGACUUCGAAAUCUGAAUAUUGGAUCAUUUGGGCUUAAUGCUGUCCGGGGAGAAGUGCACAGGGUGCAAGAUUCACCCCAGGAAAUUGAAGUGAUGACAUGCCACUUUGAUGGAGUGUGAGGGAUUUUUGGCUCCAACAGUGUGUUGAAACCCUCUGGUGGGGGAGUUGUACAAUCAGAGAUAUCACAGGUGUGCUUUACCGCCAGUUCUCUGGCGUUCUAUAACUUAGAUGGCAUCUUUGGAGCAAUAGCAUGUCGAUGGUGUGUUGACUGUAGGGUGACUUUGUGAGACUCUAGACCUACGACCCUGACGGUAAUCACAACAUGUGCGCAUAUGGAAUCUACUUAAAUCCAUGCAAUGAGCAGCUUGCUUGUCCUCUUUGUAAUGAAUUGGC
This is a messenger RNA of Coccomyxa subellipsoidea C-169, 814 nucleotides long. RefSeq lists its product as hypothetical. The transcript has a single exon. Bases 11 to 307 code for a protein of 98 amino acids. The record is from RefSeq and is a predicted model, not a curated record. Lineage: Eukaryota; Viridiplantae; Chlorophyta; Trebouxiophyceae; Coccomyxaceae.